UAGUUUGGCACAAUUUUUGUACUUAAGAAGCUGGAGGUAGCAUUAGUCUGGCCAGAAUUGUCUUUUUAUUUUAUCUUUUACCUUUCAUUUUAUGUCUGCUUACACUUUACCCUUUUCGAACCUCACUUGUGUGAUUACACGGGGUAUGUUAAUGUUGUUGUUACCUCUUAUUUGAUUAUAUAUAUAUAUCUAGUUGUUUUCUUUUUUUAAAAAAACAUUAUGCUACUAGAAUCUGCCGGUAGUUUCUUAUCCUUCGAUUUCUGUUACUAUCUAAUGUCACUUGUAGUUUGACUAUCACACUAUUCUAUUGUAGUUGUUGUUCCUUUUUAUUUUCAUGUUUUGCUUUGUCAAUACUCUCUAUAGUAUCUGCUUUGAUAUGCUUUUCCUUGAGCGGAGGUCUAUACGAAACAACUUCUCUAUCUCCCAAGGUUGGGGUAAGGUUUACAUACUAUACCUUUCCCAGGCUCUACUUGUGGGAUUACGUAUGUUGUUGUAUGCCAGUGGAAUAUAUAUAGAAGGCAUAAUACAUAAAUGAAUAUUCAAACUUGGCCUACUCACAAGUAACCACUCCAACUUUGAGAAUGCGUCCUUCCUUAUUUUCUCCAUUCUUUUGGUUUGUUUGUGUCAUUUUGUUUCAAAUGAUUUGGUUUCUUACGACAAUACAAAUAUGUGAAGUGGAAACUUCUUAAUUAUUGGAUGAUUAGUUCCUGUCUCUGUUAACAGAAACUGAUUAGAAUUGGUUCUCAACAAUUAUUCUUAUGAUUUAUCUUGUCUGUCUGCCUUUAUGGCUUUUCUUUCUAAAAGUUACUUGUUUAUUGGUAAUCUGUGAUAGAGGGGAGUUCAACCCAAAUAAUCGGUUGUUAAACAGAGAGAAAUAACUGUGAACUGAUAGAUAUCUACAUUAACAAUGUAUUCCUAUAUGUCCUUUCACCUUAGCACUAGGACGUUUAGCUUAAAUUAGUUUUUGUUUCUGCCUUGUAAAUGGCCGGUUUCCUAGAGUAUUGCCUUUGUCCGUGGUUGAGUAUAUUAUACUUCACCUCAGUAAAGUACCUGACAUUUUGUUUAAACUUACAUUCACAGAUCUCCCUGUUUGAGUCUUGGAGCAUAUUGGAGGUAUGAGAUGGACUUUUUAGGCUGCCUAAGGGACUGAAAUAGAUAUGCAGAAGUAUCUCUUCUUUUAGCAACAGGAUGAAGAUUAGGAAAUUUUUGCGGAAAAUAAUUGCUAUUCUGUUGUUCAGAAUAGACUGGAAGAAGCUGGUUUUCAUUGGUGCUAUUCUGACAGUGUUUAGGAUAAUGUUUCAAAUUUCUACACUUCCUUAUCCUCUUACAGAAUGGAUUCUCUUCCCACCAUCGGAUAUUUCGUCUUCCCGAAAUUUGAAUGAUGAAAAGAACUUAAGGGAGCUUCCAGCGAGUCAAGAUAUCCGGUUUAACCUUAGUCAGCAUGCCCCCCUAGUUGUUUCACUCAACGCUACAGCUAGACUGAGCGAAACACAGCAAGUUCUGGAAAGACGAGAGCAAGUUUCGAGACAGCGGAAAAGUAGGAAGCAUGUGAAUGCAGUAGAUAAAGUUAUUUUCUCUUCUUCACCUGUUAGAAACAUGUCCAACCAUAUGCUGAGAUACAUAGCAUCUUUGACUCCAGAUGAGGCACUUGCAUAUGCCAAACAAGAGAUUGAGAAUGCCCCACUGGUUACGGAUGAUCAGGACUUGUAUACUCCUUUAUUCAGGAAUGUAUCCGUAUUUAAGAGGAGCUAUGAGUUGAUGGAACUUAUACUCAAAGUUUACAUUUACAAAGAAGGGAAAAGGCCGAUUUUUCAUCAACCUUAUCUUAGAGGAAUUUAUUCAUCCGAGGGAUGGUUCAUGAAGCUGAUGGAGGAUAGUCGCCAGUUUGUGACAAGGGAUCCACAAAAGGCUCACCUGUUCUAUCUGCCAUAUAGCGCACGUCAGUUACAAAAGGCACGAUAUGUGGUGAACUCACAUGAUCUUAAGCCGUUAUCAGUGUUCCUGCGGAACUACGUGAACAUGCUAGCUUCAAAGUAUCCUUUCUGGAACCGCACACGUGGGUCAGAUCACUUUCUUGUUGCUUGCCAUGAUUGGGGACCUUAUACUCUAAAGGAUCAUGAGGAGCUGAGUAGAAACACUAUAAAAGCUCUCUGCAAUGCAGAUAUAUCUGAAGGAAUAUUUGUUUCUGGGAAGGACGUUUCCCUUCCCGAGACCACUAUUAGGAAUCCCAGGAGGCCUCUUAGAAACCUCGGUGGAAAAAGAGUGUCACAGCGCCCGAUUCUUGCCUUUUUUGCUGGAAAUAUGCAUGGUCCAGUACGUCCCAAACUUCUCAAAUAUUGGAGGGACAAAGAUGAAUCCAUAAGAAUUUACGGGCCUCUUCCCCAUAGAGUCUCAAAAGUUAUGUCUUAUCCUGAACACAUGAAAUCAAGCAAGUACUGCCUUUGUCCGAUGGGUUAUGAAGUGAACAGCCCGAGGAUUGUCGAGGCAAUAUAUUAUGAGUGUGUUCCGGUUAUCAUCGCUGAUAAUUUUGCGCUUCCAUUCAGCGAAGUACUUAACUGGACUGCUUUUUCUGUGGUUGUCUCUGAGAAAGAUAUUCCUAGGCUAAAGGAGAUUUUAUUAAGUAUACCUCUGAGACGUUACCAGGUCAUGCAAAAUAAUGUCAAGAUGUUGCAGAAGCAUUUUAUUUGGAACUCAAAACCGACUAGAUAUGAUCUGUUCCAUAUGAUUUUGCAUUCAAUUUGGGUUAGCAGGCUCAACCAACUUCAAGUAUCGCAGAUAUCAUAAUUCCUCGAGUUCUAGUUGUUCCAACUUGAUGGUUUGUGAGCUUAUCAAUUCGGAUGUUGAUAUGCAAAACUUUUCAAUAGCUGCAACCGGUUCAGUUCUCCUAACAUGUGCACUUGUAAUGAUCUCUUCGAAUGCUCCUUCCACACUUGGCUAGAAAAAAAAAAAAACUAGCUGGCUGUAGAAGGUUGCCAUUCUAUAAAGGAGUUUAAUCAGAGAGAUUACAUCCAUUCCAUGAACCGAUUAAGCAAUUUCUGAUAGCAGAAACUACUUUUGUACUUUGACAGAAAGAGUUGGCUGCAGAAGACUAACUCAGAUAAUGCAGUCCAUGUACCAAGUCAAAAGUCCUGGCAGAUUUUCUCUUAUUUAUAGUUCAAAGGCAAAAAGAACGCUGUUUAAGCUCAUGUGUAUGAUCUUUUUGCAAGUAACAGGAUUACUUGAGAAAGAAAGAGGAACGAGGGAGAGAGAAUGGAGAAGAUCAGAGUAAUACUUCAAUCUGAUCAAGAUAAUGGAACAUUUUCCACAUUCGACUACACUCCUUUGUCGUGGAUGUUAUGUCUUCAUAGAUGAGUUGUGACUGAGAGUUAAACUGAGCUUUGACAGUUGAUACCGAUCGGUACAUGCCAACAUUCUGUGUGUGACCAGUGGUGAUAAAAUAGAGCCGGAGAAUGAGUAUGAUCUUAGUUUAUCGAUGCAUUAAUUUUCUCUCUUUGCUUGUGUAUGCAUAGUUCGAGU
This is a messenger RNA of Solanum tuberosum (potato), 3516 nucleotides long. RefSeq names its product probable glycosyltransferase At5g25310. The record is from RefSeq and is a predicted model, not a curated record. The coding region runs from base 1189 to 2784 and encodes 531 amino acids. Lineage: Eukaryota; Viridiplantae; Streptophyta; Magnoliopsida; Solanales; Solanaceae. Gene Ontology annotation, molecular function: glycosyltransferase activity. The transcript is spliced from 4 exons.